AUGGAGAAUUUAAGAAGCAUAGCUAAAUUUCUCAGAGAUGGAGCUUUAUUCUUUCUUUUUCAGCAGUUGAGCUCUGGCAACCAUGCAUUUGCAGUUCCACCUUCGCAGUAUAAUCCACUUGAUGAGCCAAGUCCUUUGGGCUUGAGGCUAAGAAAAAGUCCAUCAUUGUUGGAUUUGAUCCAGAUGAGGCUCUCCCAAGAAAGUAGCCCUUCUGUUUCUGUGACAUCCAGUGAAGUUGCUGACUCUGGAAACAAGAAAGAUAUGAAGGGGAGUACCGCUUCAAGUGCAAACGACAAAUUGAAGGCUUCGAAUUUUCCAGCUUCAUUAUUGCGAAUUGGCAGCUGGGAGUAUGUGUCAAGGUAUGAAGGUGAUCUUGUGGCUAAGUGUUAUUUUGCGAAGCAUAAGCUUGUCUGGGAAGUUCUCGAAGGUGGCCUCAAGAGUAAAAUAGAGAUCCAGUGGUCUGAUAUUACAGCUCUGAAAGCUGAUUAUUCUGACAAUGCUCCUGGCACUUUAACCAUAGUGCUAGCUAGGCAACCUGUCUUUUUCCGGGAGACCAAUCCACAACCCAGAAAACAUACUUUGUGGCAGGCGACCACUGACUUUACUGAUGGGCAGGCUAGCAUAAAUAAGCAACAUUAUAUACAAUGCCCUCCAGGCGUGCUAAAUAAGCAUUAUGAAAAGCUUAUCCAGUGUGACAUGCGUCUCAGUAUUUUGAGCCGACAGCCUGAAAUAGUUAUGGAUUCACCAUACUUCGAAUCACAAGCUUCUGUUUCCGAAAAUUCAGAAGAAUCUAAAGUUGAUGGGUGCAGUCAACUGCCAGCUGGUGCUAUAGGAUCCCCUAUCUCUGUCUUCCAGGAUGCAGCAUCACCAGCUGCUGCACAGUUGCCUUCAUCCAGAAUUGGACAGAAACCUUUGACAGCUCAACAUGUAUCUAAAGAAGCGCCAUCACCUAGCUCAGUGAUGGACACACAAGCAAUUGAAGGGAACAAAAUGAGUGAUGAGCAGGAUUCUGGCGGUCGAAAAAGUUGGGAAUCAUUGAUGGUGCCAGGGCUACGCCCCUCUAUGUCAAUGAGUGAUCUUGUGAACCACAUUGGAAAUUGUAUUUCAGAGCAAAUGACUUCUGGAAGUUUACCCUUAGAGAAGGCAUCAGAAUGCCAAGACAUGCUGGAAAACAUUGCCCAAGUUAUGCUAAGCGACAAUCACUGUGCAACGGGUUUGGACGAGAAGUCACUAAUGAAAAAGGUGAACUCUCUCUGCUGCCUAUUGCAGGAUCCUGCCAUAGCUUCCAGUUCGCAAGUUGAUGGAGAGAACCGUCUUGAAGUUGCUGAUCGUGGGAAAAACGUGUACUUUGACCUUGUGAAUGAUUCCACACACGAGAAGGCUAAUAACAUCAUACAGGCUCCUGAAGGGAAUUUUAAGGAUGGCUCUGGUUGUAAGCAGGCACCUUCCAUGGCGAGAAAAGAUUCAUUUGGGGACUUGCUUCUCCAUCUUCCCCGUAUUGCUUCUCUUCCAAAGUUUCCAAAGUUCUUGUUCGGUAUAGCAGAAGAUGAUGAAUACCAAGCUACAUAAAUUGUUUCUUUAGCUGUAUAAGUUGAUAGCAACUAGGGUAGCUGGUUUUGGUUUCUCUUAUUGGAAUCUGUGGUUUAGAAGGCUUUGAUUUGUAACUUCAUCCUGGCAUUUGAAGGGAUUCUGAGAUUAAUGUUUAUGAAGAAUCCUGAUGGUAUAGCAUAAGGAUAGGACUGUGACUUCCCUGUUGUUUUCCAGGUUAGACGAGAUUGUCUGCUUUGGUUCUGUAAAUAAAUUAGCAUUGAUCCCCUAGUUCAUAUUUCUGGCUGAAGUCCUCCGCUCUGAAAAAGAAGCAAGCAGUGAUUGGCUAAGUAUUCAUAUACCGUUCCCUUAAUUUUCUUCACCAGGCUUUGUUUCUAACAUCCUUUUUCUUUUCUCCUCUUCUCCUUUUUGAUGAGUGAUGUUGUGCUUGUAACUCUAUCAAGUAAGAAUGGUUGAACUGUCUGAAAGUGUAAUUCUUGAGGUUGCUCAGACAGCUAUGUCAUCCAAUUAUUUCUGUA
Sesamum indicum (sesame) is the source of this 2066-nucleotide messenger RNA. The record is from RefSeq and is a predicted model, not a curated record. Lineage: Eukaryota; Viridiplantae; Streptophyta; Magnoliopsida; Lamiales; Pedaliaceae.